Messenger RNA from Heterobilharzia americana, 733 nucleotides. NCBI's taxonomy places the organism in Eukaryota, Metazoa, Platyhelminthes, Trematoda, Strigeidida, Schistosomatidae. The record is from the annotation of a GenBank genome assembly.
UGGAUUACUAGUGUGAACUCCGACCACUCACUAAUACGGGUUCGUGUAUGUUUGCGCCUUACUGACCUCAGGAAACGGGAGACAGUGAAGCCCAUUUAUUCUCGAUUGAUAGAUUAGGACGCCAAGUACUCAUUCAGAGGAGUUAGCUAAGCAUUUAUCUGAACGCGACAGCAAUGCUCAUCGUGAGGAAACCUUGCGUGAUACUAAUUCUGCUGUAGGAAAUGCAGUAACGGCAAUUGAUAACCUAUACAUGGAGGUUAACGACCGUCAUUGGAUUUCUGCGAUGUCAUCCAAACUGAUUACUACAAGAGGACUGAUUCCAGCUGGCUCUGAUCACGAUGAAGAGCAAAAGCAACUUAAACGUAAGUUGAACGAGAGCCUUUGCGUCGAUCACGAGUAGUAAUGGGUGACAAAAGUGAGAAGGAGAAGGCACCAGCGUCGGGUAACACUCGGCAACUAUUUAGGCUAAUUAAGGACACUAGGAAGAAGACAAUGGUGAGUGAAACUAUCACCAAAAAGGGUGGGACGCUGAUACCCUCUAAAGACAGGAGACUAGAACCUUUGGCAGAAUACUUUCCAGCACAGUUCAACUGGCCCACAGCAAUGCUUCAGUUGCCCAACAUACAGCCUGAACCUAGUUGGGAGGUAGACUUCGAUCCUCUAACUCUCCCUGAAGUUAAGAAGGUUGUAUCGAACCUGAAACGAUGCUAAGAAGCAGGACCCGACAGUUUGC